GUUGAAUCAAUCUAAUACCAUAACUUAACAUAAUGAUAAAAUUAUUUAGAAUUUCCUUAAAUAUUUUUAUAAUUUAUAUCAUAUUUGUCAUAAAUAAUUUGACUGAAGCUUUACGUUAUAAUCAUCAAGGAACUGGCGAUGAAAAUUGUGAAACUAUAAAAUCGGAAAUACAUUUAAUUAAAGAGGAAUUCGAUGAAUUGGGACGAAUGCAACGUACCUGCAAUGCUGAUGUUAUUGUCAAUAAAUGUGAGGGUUUGUGCAACAGUCAAGUGCAGCCAUCGGUUAUAACACCUACGGGGUUUCUGAAAGAGUGCUAUUGCUGUCGCGAAAGUUUUCUGAAGGAAAAAAUCAUUACUCUUUCUCAUUGUUACGAUCCUGAUGGCACCCGAUUGACUUCUCAAGACAUGGCCACCAUGGAUAUUCGUUUGCGUGAGCCUACCGAUUGCAAGUGUUUCAAAUGUGGAGAUUUUACUAGAUAAAUUAUUUAGAAAAAAAAUCAAUGUAAAUUCGAUUAGAGAAAAAGUGUUUCAGUGAAAAGCUUGAUUUAAAUAAAAGGUAGUAAAAUAAUAAAAGAAAUAAAAUUAAAAAAAUUCUUAAGAGAA
Messenger RNA from Lucilia cuprina (Australian sheep blowfly), 602 nucleotides. RefSeq names its product partner of bursicon (gene Pburs). The record is from RefSeq and is a predicted model, not a curated record. Gene Ontology annotation, molecular function: G protein-coupled receptor binding; neuropeptide hormone activity. NCBI's taxonomy places the organism in Eukaryota, Metazoa, Arthropoda, Insecta, Diptera, Calliphoridae. Gene Ontology annotation, biological process: G protein-coupled receptor signaling pathway. The transcript is spliced from 2 exons. Gene Ontology annotation, cellular component: extracellular region; bursicon neuropeptide hormone complex. Bases 33 to 479 code for a protein of 148 amino acids.